GGAAUACCAUUAUCUUUGUUGGAACUUGGCAUCUUAUAUGUUUUUUCACUUUUUGGGUGCUUUACAUUCUCAUUUUGCUGGUUAAAACACAGCCCACCCUCCUUUUCUGUGGUUCUCUUCUCUCAGAACUAAGGGGCACAAGUUCUCAAGAUUGUCCUCUAAUACAGUUUCAGCACCCAACAUUUUCUAGGCAGCUCUGAAUUCUCCUCUAGUUCAAAGUCAUCCGUCUCUGCAAAAUCUGCUUCAUUUUAAGGAUAGUCUAGAAGCAGUAGUAUAGAAAAUAUGAACUGAGAUUUUUGACAGACCUUUUUUUUUUCCUGGGUACUUUUGAAUUCUCAUAAAGUUUCAAAGUUUAUCUUCUUGUAAGGAUUCCAUACAUACCCAUGAUGCUUUCUGCAAAAUCUGAAUCGGACACCACGAGCUUAGCUCCAUCUUCACCUUCGAGGUCUCCAAAGCGACCAGUGUACUACGUACAGAGCCCUUCAAGGGACUCUCACGAUGGAUACAAGUCAUCAUCGAUGCAAGCGACUCCAAUAUCGAACAGCCCUAUGGAGUCACCUUCACAUCCUUCAUUAUUUGGACGCCAUUCGAGGAAUUCUUCAGCAAGCAGGUUUUCUGGUAUUUUCAGGUCAUUUUCAGGAAGGAAGGGUAAUAGUAACAGAAGGAGGAACGAGAAAGGCUGGCCUGAGUGUGAUGUGAUUUUAGAAGAAGGGUCUUAUGAUGGAGAACAAGCUUUCAUCAAGAGUUGCCAAGUAUUUAUUGGUAUCUUGAGUUUUGUGGUUCUCUUCACUGUGUUUUGCUUGAUCAUUUGGGGUGCUAGCAGGCCUUUCAAGCCAGAAAUUACAGUCAAGAGCUUCAAAGUACAAAAUCUGUAUGUGGGAGAGGGAUCAGACUUCUCAGGUGUGCCAACAAAGUUGAUGACUGUGAAUGGCACAUUGAGAAUGAACAUAUAUAACCCUGCCACUUUUUUUGGCAUCCAUGUACACUCCAAGCCCAUCAACCUUGUAUUCUCCGACAUCAUUGUUGCUUCUGGUCAGCUUAAGAAACACUAUCAGCCAAGAAAGAGCCACCGAGUAGUAUCAGUGAACUUGGAAGGCAACAAGGUUCCUCUAUAUGGGGCUGGUUCAACAAUAAAACAAUCCCAAACCGGUGUUGAAGUUUCAUUGACAUUGAAAUUUGAAAUCCUUUCAGUGGGAAAUGUGGUGGGCAAACUGGUAAGGGCCAAGAACCACAAGGAAAUAACUUGCCCUCUCAUAAUUGAUUCUUCCACAUCAAAACCAAUCAAGUUCAAGAAGAAUUCAUGCGCAUAUAUAUAUAAAUGACGGUGAAGCUUAUUUACAGGGGAAGAAGCUACAAUGUGGAUACAGAAAAUGCUUGGCCUUCCUCUGUUUUCUCUGUUUGUUGAUGUUAAUUUAUUCUUGUGAGCUUUGUGCAAAUGCAUGCGUGUAAAUGUGAAUAUGUUGUACGUGUGCAGAAAUACAACAAAAUUUGCAGCUAAAAAAAAACCAUGAGUUAGUUGAAUUUGGAUUCACGUCAAUUCUCAAUA
Messenger RNA from Neltuma alba, 1546 nucleotides. RefSeq lists its product as uncharacterized. NCBI's taxonomy places the organism in Eukaryota, Viridiplantae, Streptophyta, Magnoliopsida, Fabales, Fabaceae. The coding region runs from base 384 to 1322 and encodes 312 amino acids. The transcript is spliced from 3 exons. The record is from RefSeq and is a predicted model, not a curated record.